Durio zibethinus is the source of this 1174-nucleotide messenger RNA. RefSeq lists its product as uncharacterized. NCBI's taxonomy places the organism in Eukaryota, Viridiplantae, Streptophyta, Magnoliopsida, Malvales, Malvaceae. The record is from RefSeq and is a predicted model, not a curated record. Gene Ontology annotation, cellular component: chloroplast.
AAUCUCAAACAAUACAAGCUCAUUUGAACCACACAACAAGUUCAGACUUGAGAGCAAAAUUCUCUGUUGGCUUUGGUUUGGUGGUCAAUAAGAUGGAAAGAGCCUCUGUAUGUUAUACAAGAAUACAGAGUAUUUGUUCAUCUCUACCCAUUAAUAAGACCGUCAAACAGUUUACAAAACCAUGUGAAAGUUACAGAUUUUAUUUGAGGAUGCCAUCAGCUUAUAGGGGUUUGCAAAAUGAUGGUUUAAGUUUAAAGCAUCGGUUUGGUCAUGAACUAGCAGUCGGGUGUGUGGCUUCGGAAUCAGAAUAUUUGGCUGAAUUAGAAAGUGAACCGGAAGCUGAGAUGAAACCUGAAGAAGAAGAAGAAGAGUGGAUGAAACUGGGAAGGCUGAGAGAAAGGUGCAAGGAAAGGAAGGGAAUGGUGGAGCUUUUGGAGUGCUUGGAAAUAGAAGCAAUCAUGGGGGAAGACCAAGGGAGAGAGCCUAGUGAUUACAACAGAAGAGCCCAGAUCUUUGAUAAGAGUUCCAGAGUUUUCCGGGCUCUCAAGGCACGCAGCAAACCUUCUCAUUCUCAACAAUCUUGAUUUUUGUCAUGUAAUUCUAAUGAUUCGUCUAGUGAAGAUAACUUAUGCCAUUAGUUUGUCCUGCAAUUCUCCUUUCCAAGUCAAAAACAAUACAAGGAUUUCGUUUACCUUUCUGGCAGGUUUUCCUCUUGUUGAUCUUGUUCUCUUUACGGCUGCAGUUAGCUGGAAAUUAUAUUGUCUAAUAAGAAAUAAUAUGGAAAUUGAAUUCCAUCCAGAUUCAACAGGAUUUUCUUUGCUCAGAAGCCACAAGCAGUAUUUACAGUAACCAACAGUUGGAACUUUUGGAUAUAAGUUUCACAAUUAACGCCUCUGCUCUGGCAAAAUGUGGCACAAGCCCACUUGGCUAGCAGGUUCUGCUAUUGAAGAAAAUACUGCUUCUGUCGCAUUCAUGCAACAACUUGCUCAAUAAAUGUUGAGAAACGAUCCUAUGGUUCAAAUGAGGAGCUUAAAACACCACCAAUGAAAUCCACAAUUUUGUGAAAGAUAGAAGACAGCAAAAGUGGAAGUAUGGGUGCUACCAAAAGUUUCCUAACCAGCAAAGAAAAUUUAAAUAACAAUUCAUAUAAGAUCCAGUCCCAAAAAAAAAAAAA